CAUCUAUUACGUCUCCUCCCAGCGAGACGUCUUCACCCCCAUGAAGCUCCCCAAAUACACCCUGCCUAAGGACCUCCAUGUGAUCAGUACAGAUGAGAAGCGCGUUGUGGCAGCAGUGCAGGAGUGGAACCAGAAUGACACCUUCAACCUGUACGUGUCUGAGUCUGGAGGAGUCCUCUACACACUGGCCCUGGAGAACGUCAUGAGCAGUAUGGGACCAGAGGGAAACAUCAUGAUCGAACUCUAUGAGGUGGCGGGGAUCAAGGGAAUGUUCCUGGCCAACAGGAAGCACGAGAGCCAGGUGAAGACCUACAUCACCUACAACAAGGGCAGAGACUGGAGGCUGCUGCAGGCACCCCAUACAGACCUGAGGGGGAACAGCAUCCACUGCAUGCUGCCAUACUGCUCCCUCCACUUGCACCUCCAUGUGUCGGCCAAUCCCUACACAUCUGGCAACAUCGCCAGCAAAGAGUCGGCCCCUGGCAUCAUCAUAGCAUCAGGUUCUAUUGGCGGUGGUCUUAGCAGCAGUAAUGUCAGCAUGUACAUCACAUCAGAUGCAGGAAACACUUGGAGACAGAUCUUUGAUGAGGAGUACAGUGUGCUGUAUCUGGACCAGGGAGGAGCUCUGGUGGCCAUCAGACAUACACCACAUCCCAUCAGACAUAUCUCGCUCAGCUUUGAUGAGGGCAGGGUGUGGAACAAGUACAGCUUCACGUCGUCUCCGCUGUUUGUGGACGGGCUGCUGGGGGAACCUGGGGAGGAGACCCUGAUCAUGACGAUAUUUGGUCACGUGAGCCAUCGCUCUGAAUGGCAGCUGGUGAAGAUCGACUUCAGGUCCAUUUUUAACCGCCGAUGCACCGAGGGAGACUACCAGACAUGGCACCUCCAGAACCAGGGGGAGACGUGUCUGAUGGGGGUGAAACGCAUCUACAGGAAGUUGAAGCCAGUGGCCCGGUGCGUUAUGGGUAAAACACACUCGGUCACCGUCAUCUCAGAGCCCUGUCAAUGCACAGAGUCCGACUUUGAGUGUGAUUACGGCUACGAGAGGCGUAGUGAUGGGAAGUGCUCGGCUGCCUUCUGGUUUCUGCCGUCCUCCAUGUCCAGGAGUUGCACAACCAGCAGCAGCUUCCUCAACAGCACCGGCUACAGGAGGGUCGUGUCCAAUAACUGCACAGGUGGAGUGCUGGACCUCUACACAGCUCGCAGGCAGCCGUGUCCACGCCAGGCCCCCAGGGGGCUCCACCUGGUCACCAGCGACGGCACGCUCACCGCCACCGUCAACGGCAACGUCACCUUCAUGGUGUUCCUGGAAGAGGGUUCUAGUUCCCGCACCUCUGUCAUUUUGGACUUUGGUAACGGCAACACCAUCACCUACUCCAACAUCAGCACGGUGGAGGACGGCAUCCGCCACGUGUACCGCAGCGUGGGAAUCUACAGAGUGGCAGCCACCGCCAGGAACGACCUGGGAGCAGAGACUGUGGUGCUCUUUCUGCACGUCACAUGUCCCCUGGAGCACAUCCACCUGUCGGCUCCCUUCGUGGCCGUGAAGAACAAAGAGGUGAACGUGACGGCCGUGCUGUGGCCCAGCCAGGUGGGCACCGUCACCUACAUCUGGUGGCUCGGCAACAACAGCGAGCCAGUGAUAACCUUGGAUGGAAGUGUGGCCUUCACGUUCUCCAGAGAAGGAACCAAUCUUGUCACAGUGCAGGUGUCCGCUGGGAACAUUAUCCUGCAGGACAGGAAGACCAUCGCUGUCCAUGAGUACUUCAAGUCCCAUCUUCUGGCCUUCUCCUCCAACCUGGAUGAGCACAACCCUGAUGUGGCCGAGUGGAGGCUGGACAUCAGCCGGGUCAUCAGGAACAACAUGGUUCAAGCCACAGGUAUUGACCGUGAGCAACUGUUGGUGACCGUGUUGCCGGGGUUACCGACCACAGCAGAGUUCUUCCUGCUUCCUGACAAACAAGUCACGGAGGGCAAGCCAGAGAAGACCACACAACACCUGGAGGAGCUCUCGGAGAUGGUGUUAGGAGCCUUGAACCAGAACCUGGUGCAGUUCACCUUGAGGCCAGCGGUCCAGAUCACCGUCUAUGCUGCACACCUGUCAGCAGCGCCCCUAGUGGACACUGGUGAGAGCCACAGUGGGCCGGCCAUGCUGAUGCUGCUGUCGGUGGUGGUGGUGGGCCUGGCCGUGUUUGUCAUCUACAAGUUCAAGAGGAAGAUCCCAGGCCUCAGCGUCUAUGCACAGAUGCAGGACGAAAAAGAACAAGAAAUGAUCCCGAGUCCCGUGGUGGAGCCGGCUGGGGACGCUACUGUUGCCGUAGCGACGGUAGUAGCGGCAGCUGCGGAGACGGUGGCACCCACAACAGUCGUGACAACAGCAGCAGCAACAGCAGCAGCCACACAAUCAGCGGCAGCCAUUUUGCUUGUAAAACAACAACAAUCACCGCAAUCACAACACCAACAGCAACCAUCACAGCAACGUCAACAGCAGCAGCAGCCACACCCGCAGAGGGAGCUGGUGAUGACGCCAUCUUCACUGGUGCACGUAGCCCAUUCCAUUGUCUGAUUCAAUGUCCAUAUUCUCUCACAAACACAAAAGAUGAUAAUGCAUUAGACCUCAUCCUGGAGUCAAGUUCUCCACCGAACUCCCCACGCACUGUACAUGGACGUCUGAUGUCUGGAUUCAUCUCAUCCGCAUCCACGGAUCCUGCUGUGUUGGGAGACUUAAUUCUUGUACACAAAAGGUUUUAAGCUUUAUACAUGUCAUGUGCAUGAUGGACAC
Molecule: messenger RNA, 2782 nt
Organism: Engraulis encrasicolus (European anchovy)
Lineage: Eukaryota; Metazoa; Chordata; Actinopteri; Clupeiformes; Engraulidae
Product: VPS10 domain-containing receptor SorCS1-like
Exons: 20
Coding region: 41-2566 (841 amino acids)
Biological process (GO): post-Golgi vesicle-mediated transport
Cellular component (GO): Golgi apparatus; membrane
Source: RefSeq, a predicted model, not a curated record